GUCAACUGUCGCAAAAAAAAAAAAAUUAAAAAAUGGUGAUCUCAUUCCAAAUAUUGUUGGCCGUUAAAUAAAAACUUAAAGCAUUGGCCGUUAAAAUAAUAUUUUGUAUAGAAAAUUGCCUUUUCAACUCUACUAACUAAAGAUUCGUUGAGCGACUUACAAUCCUUCAAUAACUAUCAUUAAAAUGUUGUGUAAACUUUUUGUUGCUCUAUUGGCACUUUGUUUGUUAACUUUAACGCUGAGUGCCAAUCGUCGUUAUGACUUGAAACUGUAUGGCUUCAACUGCAAGAAUCUUACAAGUCGCAUUUCGGUGCUUGAAUGCAGUUCACGGAAUUUAAAAACGCCAAAUUACUAUGCACUGCAAGGAAAAAUCAUGUUUGAUCGCAAAUUAAGCGAAAAUUUUGAGAUGCGAAUAUGGAUAUACAUUCGACCAUCCAAAUCUAAGAAUGGUGUGCAAUUUUUAGAUUUAAAAUUUAAAACAUGCGAUAUUCUGGAGAAUGCUUUUCAAAAUCCAAUGCUUAGUAAACUAUUUGCAGAAUUUCGCAGAACCAGCAAUAUACCCCAUACAUGUCCCAUCAAUUCGAACUUUUUAUACCGCAUGGAUAAUUUUACGGUAAACGAAAAAUAUGCACCCACUUAUGCACCGCUUUUAAACUUUACGUUUGGCUUAGAUUUCUAUGAGAAAACUACACUACUUUGGACUGCAAAAGUUACAGGUUCGCUUGUUCCCAAAACUUCGCAGGGAGGUAGCAUAUGAGAACAUGUAAACAAUGAAAAAUUAAAAUUUAACUAAAACUUAUCUGUAUAUAUGUAUUAUAGGCAAUAUCUUUUUUUCCUUGGUGUUUUAAUAAAAUUACAUGAAACAA
Stomoxys calcitrans (stable fly) is the source of this 866-nucleotide messenger RNA. RefSeq lists its product as uncharacterized. The transcript has 4 exons. The record is from RefSeq and is a predicted model, not a curated record. The coding region runs from base 185 to 757 and encodes 190 amino acids. Lineage: Eukaryota; Metazoa; Arthropoda; Insecta; Diptera; Muscidae.